AUGAAAAGCUUAGGGAAGUUGGGCAAAUGGCCCUUUCUAACAGCUGCUUUGGCAAUUUGCUUAUUAGCCAGCACUGUUGUUGCUGAUUACUCUUAUGGUUAUACUUCUCCCUCACCUUCUCACAACUCUAAGAAGUACUACAAAUCACCAUCUCCAUCCAAGUAUCAUGUGCCUACUCCUUAUUACAAGAAACCUUCUCCCUCACACUACUAUUACAAAUCACCAGCUCCUUCAAAGAAUGCCUAUUACAAGUCGCCAUCUCCAGCAAAGUAUUACAAGUCGCCUGCUCCUUCAAAGCACUACUAUAAGUCGCCCAUUGUAACAAAGUAUUACAAGUCACCCGUUCCUUCAAAGCAUUACUACAAGUCUCCAUCUCCUUCAAAGCACUACUAUAAGUCACUGGUCGCAACAAAGUAUUACAAGCUGCCUACUCCUUCAGAGCAUUAUUACAAGUCACCUGCUCCUUCAAAGCAUUAUUACAAGUCCCCUAUUCCUUCAAAGAACUACUACAAGUCCCCAUCGCCAGUAAAGUACUACAAGUCCCCAUCAGCAUCAAAGUACUACAAGUACCCAUCACCGACAAAGUAUAACAAAUUCCCAUCUCCCGCAAAGUACUACAAGUCCCCAUCCCCAGCAAAGUACUACAAGUCGCCUACUCCAUCAGCACAUUACUACAAAUCACCAUCCCCAACAAAAUAUUACAAAUCACCCGCUCCAUCUAAAUAUUACAAAUCGCCUCCACCAACAAAAUAUUACAAGUCACCAGUUUACUACAAGUCUCCACCACCACCUACUUAUUAUGAGAAAUCACCUUCGUAUUACAAGUCACCUCCUCCUCCACCAAAAUACUAUGAGCAAUCACCUAAGUACUACAAGUCACCUCCACCCCCACCAAAAUACUAUGAGCAAUCACCAUCAUCUUAUACAUCUCCACCACCUCCACCAAAAUACUAUGAGCAAUCACCAACUUAUUACAAGUCCCCACCUCCACCAUACUACCAAGAAUCUACACCUUCCUAUAAAUCUCCUCCACCUCCUCCAAAGACCUAUGAACAAUCACCAUCAUACUACUCACCUCCUCCACCACCGUACGUCAAGCAAAAACCCACCUAUGCCUCACCGCCACCACCUGAGAAGUACGAGCAAUCUGCUACCUAUGCUUCACCUCCACCCCCAUCAGCAUCUCCCCCACCAACCUACUACUAAUAUUCAAAUCCAUUCUCUUCAAUCACUUUCCACCAUCUCAAUGACUUAUUGACCUGCUUGUCAUCCUCCCUUCAAGUAUUUCCAUUUCCUUUGCCAAUACAUGUAUGUUCUCCAAAAUGACCGGCUUUGCGUGACGUGUGUUCUUUUGUUUUAAUAAUUCGGAAUAUCUAUCAUUGGAGAUUUAAGUAAGAUCUUUGAGAUCUCCAUCAGUUUGGCUCAUUGUAUCAGGAUUCUUUUCUGGUGUAAUUUAUCAAGAAUUCUAUUUUGCUCAAUACUAUCUUC
Messenger RNA from Lycium ferocissimum, 1488 nucleotides. RefSeq names its product extensin-2-like. The coding region runs from base 1 to 1206 and encodes 401 amino acids. The transcript has a single exon. The record is from RefSeq and is a predicted model, not a curated record. NCBI's taxonomy places the organism in Eukaryota, Viridiplantae, Streptophyta, Magnoliopsida, Solanales, Solanaceae.